CUUAAACAUACAUGCGCACAAUAAAGUGAGACGCUUGUUAGUGAUGUCAAAAAAACUCAAAAAUUGCAUAAAUCUAGCUAAACAAACGUGAAUGGUAAGUGCAGAUAAAUGUCUUCAUACUAACGAUGUAGUUUAUUAAAGUGUUUAGUCAACAAAGAGAGGUGCAGUAUAAAAAAGUGCAUCAGAUCGACACAAAAGACUGACUUAACCUCUUUCUCAUUGUCUUAAUCAUGUGCAACAAAGAUUAUUCAGUUACUAAAUACGAAUGAGAACUUUUUAUGAUUAUAAUUCAUAAUCUUUUUAACAUGUGGAGCAAUACUGCCACCUUUAUUACUAUUGUAAUUAUCGUGAAUUGUUUAACAAGUUCUUUUGCUCACAAUUGUUGGUCUAAGUUCUGUCAUAACACAACUAAAAAUCUUCCUGAAGAGGGCCUAAAAUGUUUGUUGAGUCCUAUUCAACAAGACGCAAAAUGUGCAAAUUUAAAACUUUUUAAUCCAGGACAUAUUCCACUCAAAGGAGUAACUCCAAAUGAUGUCAAAUUAUCAGCAUAUGUAGCUCAAUUUCCGAAAUAUCAUCUAGAACUAACAGCAUUUAAUUUUUCAAUAAAAAAUACCGAUUUUUAUAAAUUAACUACACGUUAUCAAGAUAUCGGUAACCCUAAACAAUCACACUGCCGAUACUUUCAAUUAUCUGGGCACAAUGAAACUGUUGAACUGCCAGAAUUAUUUGUAUCUUGUAUCUUCUCGAAUUCUUCAUUUGAAGGACAACCGUAUCGAUUAGAAUAUUUAAUUAGUGGUGAUAGUUAUGAAUACAGUAGAAAAUUUGUAUUCAAAGUUCCCCAUCAUUUAUCAAUACAUGAAAGUGUUGAGGAUAUUAAAUCAUUUAUUCCAUUUUUUUAUGUGGAUGUAUCAGAAGCUAAUGCAUUUAAUUUGUUUAUACAAAAAGUACCAGAAAAAUUUAAUGUUACGUUUUAUAAAGUUUGGCUCAUUAAUAAUGAUACCAACACAACUACAAUUGUCACCUUGUCAGCAGAAAAUUCAAAAGCUGAUAUGCAUUUGAGUUAUGUUUUUCCUGUUGAAGAAGGUGUGCAUUAUUUUAAAGUAGCUGCGAUCCAUCAAGGCUGCGGAGACUAUGGAUGCGUUAAUAGUACAUCACCUGCAAUCAAUACAAAAUUCCCAACAAGACGUCUAUUAAUCAUGAUUGUAAGUGUUGUUUGGAUCCCUCCUGUGAUAUUAUAUGCGAUUUAUUAUAUCUAUAAAUUAUAUCGAAAAAGAGACUUACUGAAAAGAAUAAAUAAAAAACCAAAUUGCUUUCUGGUAUACUCGCCAACGCAUUUAGCCCACGUAAAUGUUAUUACUAGUUUAGCUAAAUAUUUAAAAUCGUGCAAUAUUAAUACCAUGGUCGAUCAACUAGAUAUUCCUGAAAGUGAUACUAAAGAUCCUGGCCUUUGGUGUAAUAGAGCUUUUAAAAGUGCAGAUGUUAUUAUUGUUGCAUCGUCUCCUCCACUAACUGAUACUAAAGUGCCUGUGAUUUAUCAGAAUAUGGACAAUCAUGCUUUGAAAUUAAUUAAAGACAAUUUUGCACACAGGAAUAAAAGAUACGCUGCCGUUGAAUUUGCGUACUGUAAACCUGAUGACAUUCCUGAAGAAGCUCAGGUGUUUAAACGUUUUCGUUUGCCAGAUAAUUUAGAGAAAUUGGUUCGGUUUAUUUAUAAUAUUGAGCAGAUUCGAUUCUUUGAUACUUCGAGCGAAGAAUUGAUCGACAAUAUUGCUAUUGCGAUGAUGACUAUUUUACAUGAACGUCCAAACAGUUCUAAAAGUAUGAAAGAAACUGAUGAUCUCCUACCUGUGAGUAUGAAUCCUCUUAUCAUAAAAGAAAAUGAAUGUUUUAUAACUAAAAAACUUUCAAGUGAUAAUUUAAGCUUUAACAAUAUUCGAAAUUAUACAACAAAAUUAGAUGACUUAAGUUUACUUGGUGAGAAUUCAAAAAUUCAUGCUGAUAACAAUGAGUAUGAGUCUCAUAAAUGUAAUGGUGAGUUUUGCAUAAAUGAGUUGGAUUUAUAAAAUUUUUUUAUCGCAUUUUUUGGUAAUUUACGUAUUUUUUAACCGAAAAACGGAAUAUAUUUGAUGAAUAAUUAUUUAUUAAAACGAAGAGAUUUUAAUAUACAAUAUGCAGUAAAAACACAAACAUGGCACAUAACUAAAAGUUAAACAAUUUUUUACAUUAUAGUAAAUUCAAUAUACAUGUUCAUUAGAAUGAAUGAAUUAAUUAAAAGUAAUAGAAUAUUUCAAUGUAUA
This is a messenger RNA of Chelonus insularis, 2297 nucleotides long. RefSeq lists its product as uncharacterized. The record is from RefSeq and is a predicted model, not a curated record. The transcript has 7 exons. Bases 279 to 2063 code for a protein of 594 amino acids. Gene Ontology annotation, molecular function: interleukin-17 receptor activity. Lineage: Eukaryota; Metazoa; Arthropoda; Insecta; Hymenoptera; Braconidae.